Molecule: messenger RNA, 951 nt
Organism: Helianthus annuus (common sunflower)
Lineage: Eukaryota; Viridiplantae; Streptophyta; Magnoliopsida; Asterales; Asteraceae
Product: putative UPF0481 protein At3g02645
Exons: 2
Coding region: 1-951 (316 amino acids)
Source: RefSeq, a predicted model, not a curated record
AUGGCUUAUUGUGCCUCCUAUAGUGCUGAGAUUGACAUUGAAAACGAACAAAUCACUGAGUUACCAGAUGGAGGAGAAAAAGAAGAAGAAACUUUUGCAAAAAAAAGUGAAGUUCGAAAAGUUAUGAAUUACAUAUGGAACCUCCUAUUGAAAUCGAACGUAGGAUUCGUAAGGCUUUUCAAGAAACUCAUUUUUGGGAGGCCUAUGACUUUGUUGAUGAAAUUACCAUGGAAGAUCAUAUCUAAUCUUCCUCCAGUCAAACUCAUGAAAGAACCCAUGGAGCGGAUGCUCGAGAAGUAUAACAGUGAAGGAGAGGAGAAAGAAGAAGAUGCAAGUGGCGAGCCGAAGGCACCAACGAUCGAAGAGAUCAAAAUCCCUUCAGUUAUGGAGCUAGUAAAAGCUGGAAUCCUUUUCUCACCCGUUAACGGGGGGAUAUUAGAUAUGAGUUUCGAUAACAUAACAUCUACACUUUACCUCCCGGUGAUUGUUCUAGAUGUGAACACAGAGGUUUAUUUGAGAAACUUGGUGGCGUACGAAGCUUGUGUAGCAGCGGGACCAUUGGUGUUGGCUCGCUACACUGAGUUGAUGAAUGGGAUAAUCGACACGGAAGAAGAUGCAAAGUAUUUGCGAGAAAGAGGGAUAGUUUUGAAUCGUUUGAAGAGUGAUAAAGAGGCUGCGGAUUUGUGGAAUGGAAUGAGUAAAUGUGUGAAAUUGACGAAAGUGCCAAAGAUGGAUAAAGUGAUCGAAGAUGUUAACACGAGGUAUAGUAAAACAUGGCGGGUGAAAAUUGUGAAUUUCAUGAACACAUAUGUGUUUGGAUCUUGGAAAUUCCUAACGAUUUUUGCUGCUUUGUUUAUGUUGUUAUUGACGGGAUUACAAUCAUUCUGCUCCGUGUAUACUUGUUCUCGUAUCUUUCAUACGCUUCCUGAUAUCCAAGGAGGAUCGGAAUGA